AUGGCGGAGCCUGGCCGCUCCUUCCCCGCCUUCCCCUACCCGCCCUACAGCAUCCAGCUGGACUUCAUGGAUGCCCUGUAUUCAGCGCUGGAGCAGGGCGGGGUGGGCCUGUUCGAGAGCCCUACAGGCACCGGCAAGACGCUCAGCCUGAUCUGCAGCAGCCUGCAGUGGCUGCAAGACCAGCGGCGACGCGAGGCGGCGGCGGCGGCGGCGGCGGCGGCCAAGGGCACGCACGGCAGCCCGGGGCGAGCAGGAGGAGGCAGCAAGGGUCCAGAGACCGGUGAUGCUGGCGAGGAGGAGGGCGACGAUGCCCCUGACUGGAUGCGCGACUUUGGGCAGCAGCAGGAGCGGGAGCGGCAGCGCGUGCUGCAGGACCGCCAGCGGCGGCGCAUCGCACAGGCCAAGGCGCAGCUGCUGGGAGGGAAGAAAGCAGGGCGCCGUGGCGGCGCCCGGGGCGCGGGGGCAGCUUCGGCAGCUGCUUCGGAUGAUCCCGAGGCCGAGUUUCUGGUGGAAGAGUGGCAGUCUGAUGGGGAGGACUCUGCGGCAGGCGGCGGCGGCGGCAAGAAGCGCAGCCCAGGCACCGCUGGCCUGGGCCUCGGCAUCAGCAGCGGCAGCGAGGGCGGCAGCGACGGCGAGGGCCUGCUGGGGGAGGUGGAGGAUGUGGAGAUCAUCUUUGCCAGCCGCACCCACUCCCAGCUCAGCCAGUUUGUGGGAGAGCUGCACCGCACCGCCUUCGCCGGGGAGAUGUCGCUGGUGGCGCUGGGCUCGCGCAAGGCCCUUUGCAUCAACGAUGCCGUGCUGUGGCUGCAGUCCGCCUCGCUCAUCAACGAACGCUGCCUGGAGCUGCAGAAGGCCGGCGGCGGCGCCAGCGGCGGCAGCAAGAAGGCAGCUGUGGCAGGGCCGGCGGGCGUGGGCGGCGCCGACGCCGUGGGCCCCGCCCAGCGCCGCGCCAAGCCAGGCGCCGGUGGCAGCGGGCGGUGCCCCUUCCUGGCCAGCGGCACGGCGGCGGCGGCCACCACCCGAGACAUGAUCCUGGCUCAGCCCAUUGACAUUGAGGAGCUUGCCAAGCUGGGCCGCCGCAAGUCUGUAUGCCCAUACUACUCUGCGCGGCGGGCGGCGGCGGAGGCGGACAUCGUGCUGGCGCCCUACAGCUGCCUGCUGGUGCGGGAGACGCGGGAGGCGUUGGGGCUGCGCCUGGAGGGCAACGUGGUGAUCGUGGAUGAGGGGCACAACCUGGUGGACGCCAUCAACUCAAGCCAUUCUGCUGAGCUGGCGGCGGGCGCGGCGGCGACAGCUCAGCGCCAGCUGGCAGCCUACUUCCAGCGCUUCCAGUCCCGCCUGGCGCCCGCCAACUGCCGCCACAUCCAGACGCUGGCGCGGGUGGCGCAGGUGCUGAGCCGGGCCGCCAGCGGCGCGAUGCAGCUGGCGCCGGCGUGCGGCGGCGGUACCGGCGCGGGGCCCGCGGCAGGUGGUACCGGCACGGUACUGACCGUCAACGACUUCCUGCUUCGCACCGGCCUGGACAACCUGAACCUCUUCAAGCUGGUCAGCUACGUGCGGGAGAGCAAGGCGGUCUUCAAGAUUGCAGGCUACUGGCAGGCGCAGCAGAAGCGGGAGGCGGCGGCCGCGGCCGGGGCCGCCACCGGAACCGCAACAGCAGCAGCGGCAGCUAGAGCUGGCAGCCAGGCGUCGGCGGCCGCGGCGGCUGCGCCGCCCGCAGAGGCAGCUGCUGGCACCGGGGCGCUGCAUGCGUUGCUCGGCUUCCUGCAGGCUCUCACCAAUGCCGAUGCUGAUGGGCGAAUCGUGGUGCAGCCACCAGCCCAGGCGCCACAGCAGCCGCACGGCGGCGGUGGCAGGAGCACAGCCCAUGGCAGCAGCGGUGGAGCAGCAGCGGCGGCGGCAGCAGCAGCAGGAGGAGGAGCAGGGGCAGGGGGAGCAGGGGAGGGCCUUCUGAAGUUCGUGCUGCUGAAUGCGGCGGCGCACUUUGGGCGCGUCGUGUCUGCUGCGCACGCUGUGGUCCUCGCCUCUGGCACCCUGUCCCCCCUCGAGUCUGUGCUGCACCUCUUCCCGGGGGUUCCGCCCGAGCGCCUGCACCGCUUUGCCUGCGGGCACGUGGUGGGCAAGGAGAGGCUGCUGGCGCUGGCGGUGGGCGUGGGACCCUCAGGGGCGCCGCUUGACUUCCGCAACGCCUCUCGAGGCGCCGCCGCCACGCUGGACGAGCUGGGGCGCCUGGUGCUCAACGCCUGCCAGGUGGUGCCGGGCGGGGUGGUGCUCUUCUUCCCUUCCUUCUCCUAUGCUGACCAAGUGCAUGCCAGGUGGCAGCACAGCGGGCUGCUGCGCCAGCUGGCGGCACGCAAGCGCGUCUUCCGGGAGCCCCGCACAGCUGGCGAGGUGGAGGCGUGCCUGCAGCAGUACGCAGACUGUAUCGCCGCCGCCGCUGCUGCCGGCGGCGGCGGCAGUGGCGGCGGCGGGGUGACCGGGGCGGUCAUGCUGUGUGUGGUGGGCGGCAAGCUGGCUGAGGGCAUCAACUUUGGGGAUGCGCUGGGCAGGUGCGUCAUCAUGGUGGGCCUCCCCUACCCCAACCCAUCCGACCCAGAGCUGCAAGAGCGCAUGCGCUUCAUGGACCGAGCCGCCGCGGCCGCCGCCGCCGCUGCUGCUGCUGCUCCAGCGCGCCCGGCGGCAGCAGCUGGCGCACGGCGAGGGCCUGGAGCGGCGGCGCCCAGCCAGCCUCUCCGGCGGCAGCAGCAGCAGCAGCAGGUGCAGGGGCAGCAGGGGCACCAGCACCAGCAGCUGGGGGCGUGUGAGGACGGGCGGGCCUAUUACUCAAACCUGUGCAUGAAGGCCGUCAACCAGUGCAUCGGCCGCGUGAUACGCCACCGAGGCGACUGGGCCGCCGUGCUGCUGGUUGAUGCCAGGUGGGCUGCGGCGGCGGAUGCAUGCGGCCAGCCUAGCCCGCUGGCCAAGCUGCCGAGCUGGAUCCAGCAGUCGGCGCAGGUCAGCCGCAGCUUUGGCGAUGCGUUUGGCCGCCUGGCGCGGUUCAGCAAGGCCAUGGCGGCGGCCGGCUAG
This is a messenger RNA of Chlorella variabilis, 3066 nucleotides long. RefSeq lists its product as hypothetical. Gene Ontology annotation, cellular component: nucleus. The coding region runs from base 1 to 3066 and encodes 1021 amino acids. Lineage: Eukaryota; Viridiplantae; Chlorophyta; Trebouxiophyceae; Chlorellales; Chlorellaceae. The transcript has 13 exons. Gene Ontology annotation, biological process: establishment of sister chromatid cohesion; nucleobase-containing compound metabolic process. Gene Ontology annotation, molecular function: DNA helicase activity; ATP binding; hydrolase activity, acting on acid anhydrides, in phosphorus-containing anhydrides. The record is from RefSeq and is a predicted model, not a curated record.